AUGUAUGAUCUCCGAUCAUAUAGAUGUUUUGGAGAGAAGGCUAUUGACUAUUAUCUGAAGGCCUUAAGAUCGCUGGGAAAAAGAGAAGUCCAUUCAGCUGUCUGGGAUUCUGUCAACUGGGAACUGUCUACUACAUAUUUUACUAUGGCAACUCUGUUGCAGGACUAUGCUCCAUUAUCCAGGAAGGCUCAGGAACAGAUAGAAAAAGAAGUUAGUGAGGCAAUGAUGAAAUCUUUGAAAUACUGUGAUGUUGAUACCGCCUCUGCCCGACAACCCCUUUGCCAGUACCGGGCAGCUACCAUUCACCACAGGCUGGCUUCCAUGUAUCACAGCUGUUUGAGAAACCAGGUUGGUGAUGAGCAUCAACGGAAACAACACAGAGUACUAGUGGAUCUUCAUUAUGGUAAAGCUGUGAAGUUUUUCCAGCUCCUGAAGGAUGCACCAUGUGAGCUGUUGCGUGUACAGUUGGAAAGAGUCGCAUUUGCAGAGUUUCAAAUGGCAAGUCAGAAUAGUAGUGGUGGAAAGUUGAAGACUUUGUAUGGUGCCUUGGAUAUAAUGACACAGAGCCACUCUGUUUUCCAUCUCAUGAGAAAAGAACUGGUUGGUGAAUGUGAGCAGGGCCUCGAAGAUGGCAAAAGCAGUGCUGAGAAAGUACCAACUGAAAAUUCUUCUGUUAGCCUUAAUGAGGAGGAAAUAUCAAAGCUCCUUAGUAUAUUUGAGUCUCGAUUGUCCUUUCUCCUCCUCCAGUCCAUUAAGCUGCUUACGUCAACAAAAAAGAAAACAGGAGGUAACAUUGAAGAGGAAGACAUUCUGAAGACCAAUAAGUAUGUUUAUUCACUUCUCUUGCGAUCAGUAGCUAACAAAAACCUGACUCUGCUUGAAAGAAUAGAAGUUAUUUUAAACUUACUGGAACAGUUAACCCAGGGAAGCGAAGGCAAAAAUCUGGGCAUUCAGUGA
Messenger RNA from Gekko japonicus, 957 nucleotides. It is a transcript of the gene EDRF1, whose product is annotated as erythroid differentiation regulatory factor 1. The transcript has 7 exons. The record is from RefSeq and is a predicted model, not a curated record. The coding region runs from base 1 to 957 and encodes 318 amino acids. Gene Ontology annotation, biological process: positive regulation of DNA-templated transcription. Lineage: Eukaryota; Metazoa; Chordata; Lepidosauria; Squamata; Gekkonidae.